This is a messenger RNA of Cimex lectularius (bed bug), 1404 nucleotides long. RefSeq lists its product as uncharacterized. NCBI's taxonomy places the organism in Eukaryota, Metazoa, Arthropoda, Insecta, Hemiptera, Cimicidae. The record is from RefSeq and is a predicted model, not a curated record. Bases 308 to 817 code for a protein of 169 amino acids. The transcript has 5 exons.
UACAAUUUACAAACAUAAACCCUGAGUGGGAGUGGCACACCGUCCGUUGUACCUAACGACUCAUGUCUUCGGUUUGUUUUCUUUAACCCAAACCCACGUCCAAUUUCAUGAAUUGUGCCGAAUUUCCACUGGAGAAACGUCCGUUUUUCUUCGACAAAACACUUCGAGUGAGGAAGAGGCUCGUCCGCCAGCCAAUUGACGGCAUAACGUCCCCAAUUGAUCAAGCACGAAAUUGAUGUAGUGCCGUUUCUAUUUUUAACUCAAAGCACUACUUUCCAAUCGGGCAAGCUAGUUUUUCGACAAUAAAAUGGUCGUUUUAAAGACGUGCUGGACUCCAUUUAUAUGGAACAAUGAUGUCAAAUCCGGCAGCAGGUGUUGCGCGGUUUAUACCAUGGCCAUGAGCAUAAUAUUGAUGACUCUCACAAUUUACAUGAUGUCUGGUGGAGAGUCAUCGCAAGUCUAUCUUCCGCUGUUUGAGGCUGACGUAAGGAGCACUAUGCAGCUUUUUGGUAUGGUAUUCGUAAUUUAUUUCCUGCUCUGGAUUGGUGCUUCAGUGCUUAUGUUGUUCGGCAUAAGCAGAAUGCACAGAGGGAUGAUUCUGCCAUGGCUGAUACUCAUGUUCCUCUUUGUCUCAUUCCAGGCUGUUUAUGGAAUUUGGUUGUUAUACGGAUACUACAUUUAUCUUGAAGUUGUGGUUCCCACGUUACUGAACUGGCUGUGGAUGGCGUACAAUAUUUACUGCUUCCUCUGUGUAUAUUCACAGUACCAGAUAAUAUACCUAUUCCAGACGCCUAAUAUAGAACUUCUGUACCCAUAAACUUGAAGACUGGAUUGUUUAAAAUCUGAUUUAAUUAUUCUAAGACAAUGCCAAAAGUAAAAAAAGGCUCUAAUAUAUAUUUUUGUAAUAGUUUAACGUAAUUUAAAAAUAAAUUGAAUUUAUUGCACAAUCAUAUUUAAUAGUUGUUCUAAAAUAGCCAUUUAUGUUAUAAUGUCCAAGACAUAUUUUUGCUGUUUUGUAAUUUAAUUUAUUAUAAAAGUUUAAUAGUUAAGCUAUUAUGUUAAUUUAGUUAUUAUUAUGUUAUUAAAGGUAAUCAAUUCCGUCCAAAAAAAUGGAAACGAAAGUACAAUGCACUAUAAUCAUUUAUUUACACAUAAAUAUUACAAUAUUAGAGAAAUGCAAAACAUUAAAAAAUAAUUUUAUAUCUGUUAAAAACAGUUUUUUAAAAUUUCAUUUUAUGUAAUAAAAAUAUUUGUUACAAUAAAAUUCAUCAGAAGUAAUUCUAUUAGUAUUAUUAUAAUAUAUAUAAAUACUUAUCCCUUAUAAUUUGACAAUAAUGUGAUGCUCCCUGGACCAGUUGAACAAUUUAAACAACCUGAGAUUGGAUAAAAUGCGAUGGGUGCACA